Xenopus tropicalis (tropical clawed frog) is the source of this 2351-nucleotide messenger RNA. RefSeq names its product ubiquitin specific peptidase 30 (gene usp30). The record is from RefSeq and is marked provisional. NCBI's taxonomy places the organism in Eukaryota, Metazoa, Chordata, Amphibia, Anura, Pipidae. Gene Ontology annotation, cellular component: mitochondrial outer membrane. Gene Ontology annotation, molecular function: cysteine-type deubiquitinase activity. Gene Ontology annotation, biological process: protein deubiquitination.
UCAGACGCAGCUGCCUUACAGCAUUUGCAGGAGUUGUGACAUGUCCUGGGCUCCAGUGAGUACUUGGAGCAGGCGGACACCUUUGGCAGCUUGCUGUAGUGCCCCAGAGCUCCCUCCUGCUGGAGCCUGGAAAGCUUGUGCUGCUGGUUCUCUUCGAAUUGGACCGCAAGGGAGGUGUAAAAUGAUGAAGAACUGGGGAAUGAUUGGUGGCAUUGCUGCUGCUUUAGCUGCUGGAAUAUAUGUUUUAUGGGGCCCCAUAUCGGACAGAAAGAAAUACAGGAAAGGUCUUGUACCUGGCCUGUUAAAUUUGGGAAACACCUGUUUUAUGAACUCUCUGCUCCAGGGUCUGGCUUCCUGCCCAUCUUUCAUCAGGUGGCUUGCAGAUUUCACGUCAAAGUACAGACAGGAGAACAACACUACAGAGCAUCAGCACCUUUCUGUCACCUUGCUUCACCUCCUAAAAGCUCUGUGCAACCAGGAGGGUACUGAGGAUGAGGUUUUGGAUGCCAGCCCUCUAUUGGAAGUCCUCAGGGCUCACAGAUGGCAAAUCUCUUCCUUUGAAGAGCAGGAUGCCCACGAGCUGUUCCAUGUGUUAACUUCGUCAUUAGAAGAUGAGAGGGAUCGCCGUCCUCAUGUCACUCAUCUUUUCGACCUAGAUUCUCUGGAAUUUCCAUUGGAACCUCAAAGGCAAAUCCAUUGCAGGACACAAGUGCCCAUCUAUCCUAUUCCUAGCCAGUGGAAAUCUCAGCAUCCAUUUCAUGGGAGACUCACUAGUAACAUGGUGUGCAAGCAUUGCCAACACCAGAGUCCAAUGAGAUAUGACACAUUUGACAGCCUCUCUUUGAGUAUCCCAGUGGCUACAUGGGGUCAUCCCAUAACGCUAGACCAGUGCUUGCAGCAUUUCAUUUCUACAGAGUCUGUUAAAGAUGUUGUUUGUGAAAACUGCACUAAGAUCCAUGCUGCACAGAUACCAAAUUCGCAGUCGGUAGAGAAUCGCAAAACAACAUUUGUGAAGCAGCUGAAGUUGGGGAAGCUCCCUCAGUGUUUGUGCAUCCAUUUGCAGCGUCUAAGCUGGUCUAAUCAGGGCAGUCCCUUAAAACGAAAUGAGCACGUACAGUUUAGCGAAUUCUUGGCUAUGGAUCGAUUUAAAUAUCGGAUAUCUGGAUGUUCCACGAGUAAGCAACCUGCUAACCAUCUCUCUGCUGCUGAGCAGGAAACAACAGAUGGGAAAGAAGGUGGUGCUCAAAAUCCCACAAUGCCAUUUCUGAAUGGAGCCUGUUCUACCUCAUAUAUAUCUCCUCCAUUUACAAGCCCACUCCCAACCAACCCUGAAUGGACCUCCUCAUCAUAUCUAUUUCGCUUGAUGGCGGUAGUAGUUCACCAUGGGGAUAUGCACUCUGGACAUUUUGUAACCUACCGGCGUUCUCCUGCUGCCAAGAACCAGAAGCUCACUAGCCAACAAUGGCUUUGGAUUUCGGAUGAUACUGUUCGGAGGACAAAUUUCCAGGAAGUUCUUUCUUCUAGUGCUUAUCUGCUUUUCUAUGAGCGUAUCCAAUCCAAUCUUCACCAUCCAGAAGACCAAAGGGCAGCAGAAAAGUGAAACCACCACAAGGGAAAAGAUUACCCUAAACUUCAGCUUUAAACAAAGCAGGGCAAAGCAGAGACCAGUCUUACCUGACAAUGCACGAAAGGGCUUUUUGUUAACAGCUGGUAAUUUGUGCUUUAUUCCAUAUUCUGUGAUCUUGAUGAAAUUUAUUGCAGGGUGAAAAGAACAACUAAACAUGUUAUUUAAAAGUAAUUCUAUUUCAUUUUUAUUUUUCAAAAGAUGAAUUAACCACAAGUUUAGACGUCCAAAUAGACCAGACUCUGCCUAUAAUUUUAAACUGAACCCAAUUAUUGCCUUAGGGGCAGAAAACCAUAAUUCAUUUCAGCACUUUGUUAACCACUUACUACUUGUAGUGGAAUAUUCUAGUCAGUGCUAAUAAAGGAAAGUACAGAUAGGGCCCCAUAAAAGGUGCAUAUGUGCUACAAAUAAUAGCCCUUUGUAUCUUUUUUUUAGAGGUAAUUAUCAAACAUAUAUUGAAAUAUAUUGUCUCACUGACAUAUUUUGGCACCUAUUUUUAAGCACCCGUAAACACGAACAUAAACCAUUUGGUGUCAGUAAGGCAAUUUUUAAUAAAUUUAAAAAAGCUGCCACAAAACAGUUUUGCAAUUAAUUUGCCAUCAUAAAAAAAUGUAUAUAUGUACAUAAGAGAUAAUUUAUUCUUAAAAAUUGUAUUAUGAAAUUCUGUAAUUGGAGUUUUAGUUUUCUGAUGAUGUUAAUCUAUGGUAAUAAAGUUAAUUUUGUUAAA